Anopheles maculipalpis is the source of this 1051-nucleotide messenger RNA. RefSeq names its product ubiquinone biosynthesis protein COQ9, mitochondrial (gene Coq9). The record is from RefSeq and is a predicted model, not a curated record. Gene Ontology annotation, molecular function: lipid binding. Gene Ontology annotation, biological process: ubiquinone biosynthetic process. Lineage: Eukaryota; Metazoa; Arthropoda; Insecta; Diptera; Culicidae. Bases 83 to 1051 code for a protein of 322 amino acids. The transcript has 3 exons. Gene Ontology annotation, cellular component: mitochondrial inner membrane.
AACGAAAAGCAUUCACGAGAUCAUUCGAAUUUUAACAAACCCCAGUGCAGCACGUAGGAAGGCACGUCCUAGGUGAUAAAAUAUGUUUCCCCGUGCAAUAGUCGGUUUUCGUCAUUCUUCCUACAGUUUAGGUAAAAAUGCACUGUCGAGAACGAUUACGAAAGCUGACUCCAUCAAGCAAGUGACGACAGUUCCUACGAGAUAUUUUGGCAUUACUGCAACGGUUCAGCGAGCCAACGAAAGUUUCGAUGAUUUCCGUGCCCGCGAGGAGAAGAAAGAGCAGGAAUAUGCGAAACAACAGCAGGCGACCGGUACCAACAGCAGUAGUGGCAGCAGUUCCAGCUCUACACAUACUGACACAUUUUCAUCCACAACGGACGAUCACCAAUCGGCAGAUCCUGCUGUGGAACGCACAAAGGAAAUGAUCCUGGAUGCAGCAUUAGAGUUUGUGCAAUCAUACGGCUGGUCGAAACAGGCCAUUGCGAAAGGUGCCGAAACAGUAAACUAUCCUAGCGUUAGUCACGGACUGUUCCCCCGGGGAGGGAUCGAGCUGGUGCACCAUUUCUACAAGCAAUGCAAUCUAAAGCUCAUCGACUACCUCAAGCAAGAGACGGCGGAGGUGGAAAAAGUCGCCAACCCAUCGGACUUUGCCCGCAAAGCGAUUGAAUUUCGACUUCGUCUUCUCGAACCAUACCUAAAGUAUUGGCCACAGGCACUCGGGCUUAUGGCGCUGCCACCGAACGCACCACACUCGUUAGCUAACGUGCUAACGCUGGUGGACGAUAUUUGCUACUAUGCCGGUGAUCGUUCGGUUGAUUUCAACUGGUACACGCGACGUAUAGGACUUGCGUGUAUCUACAAAACCACGGAACUGUACAUGCUACAGGAUUCUUCGGCAGGAUUCGAAAAAACGUGGAAAUUUCUCGAACGCCGAAUGGAAGAGGCUAGCUUAGUGCAUGAUUUUCUUGUGAAAUCGGAAGAUGCCACGCAUCAUCUACAAAAUGCCGUAGGUUCGGCUUUCACAACGGUAAGAGGCAAUAUUGUUAAGUAA